This is a messenger RNA of Fraxinus pennsylvanica, 1239 nucleotides long. NCBI's taxonomy places the organism in Eukaryota, Viridiplantae, Streptophyta, Magnoliopsida, Lamiales, Oleaceae. The record is from the annotation of a GenBank genome assembly.
AUGCAACCACCAAAUCAUCAUUCGCGGAUCAAUAUUACUGAGUUUAAAGUUCAGAUUGUGAGGAAACUUGGGCCGGAGAUGUCCAAGCAGUAUUUUCAUUACUUGAAUAGCUUCUUCAGUUUGAAGUUGAGUAAGGUAGAGUUCAAUAAGCUUUGUCUUAGAAUUCUUGGGCGGGAGAAUAUUCCACUGCACAAUCUGUUUAUUCGAUCAAUACUGAAAAAUGCUUGUAGUGCAAAAGUCCCACCACAGGCAACUUACAAUGAUGUUGUGAAGCACGGUACACAAGUUAAUAUCAAGGAGAUUUCAACUGAUGGUUAUCAUCAAAAUAAACCCCAAUCCACCAUGAACCAGGCUUCUGGUUUGCCAGGUUCGGCAUAUGGAGGUGACAUUUUACCCGUCUCACCCAAAAAAGCUAGGACUGGGUCCCGUGAUCGGAGGACUGGAGAACGUCGUAGUGCACUUGGACCAAAUGAUGAAACAAGUUUUGCAUCUCAGCACUCGACUGCUACACAGUCGAGUGAUUUCAAUGUCAUCUUGGAUAAUGGGAACCUGAAUCCACUUGAUGGGAGGCCAAUGCAGCAUCGUCAAGAACUCAUGCGGCAAGAAGGGAAUGAAACGAUAAAUAUAUCAUCAAAUGGUCCUGUUUCUGUACAUAACAAUGACUCUACUGAAUUGCUUGUAAGAGAUGAAGGGAAAGAGGUCAAUGCAAAGAAACUGCUUAGAGCUCCACUUGGGAUUCCUCUAUGCCCAGUCAGCAUUGGUGGGGGCCGCAAAGCUCUGCCUCUUUCAAGUAGCAGUAGACAUUUUAGCACUUAUAACAAUGGUGCUUUGUUAGACAAUCUAACAUUAAGGGAAAGAAUGGAGCAGAUUGUUGCCGCACAAGGUCUCGAAGGGGUGUCAAUAGACUGUUCCAACAUACUGAACCAUGGUUUGGAUUGUUACAUGAAAACUUUAAUCAGGUCUUGCAUUGAACUUGUUGGUGCUAGGUCUGGGCAUGAUCUAACAAAAUGUAAUAUCUAUAAACACCGGGCUUAUAUGAAGCUUGUUAAUAGUGUCAGACCAGGUCAUCAACAGCAGAUGCAAAUUAGUGGUCGGCCUUUGGAUUUUCAAGAACAGAGAACCCACGGCCCCAUUUCCUUGCAGGAUUUUAGGGUUGCCAUGGAGUUGAAUCCUCAGCAACUAGGCGAAGACUGGUCGUUGCUGCUAGAGAAAAUAUGUACACAUGCAUUUGAAGAGUAA